AUGCCGCUCGUCGUCGACGACAGCUUCGUUGCCUUCUACGACGUCGCUCGCUUUUUGCUCAGCUCGCAUGUGCGGUCGACGCUGAGGAGACCGAAGACGGAGAUGCGAGCAAAGCAGCUCGAGACCUUUAAGAUCGGCCUCGCGUUGCGCAUGCCUUUCUAUGUCUGUGCAACCGGCCUCACUUCUCGACCCGACCUCAAUGGCGUCUUCGCCCAGGUGGCGGCGCGCCUCGACCCGGAGAGCGGGCGCCUGCCGACUCGCGUUUUCAUCUACAACGAGGCUCAAAGCAUCCUCGUGAAGGCCGACAACCUGGUGCCCACACUGAUCACAACGGGCAAGGUGGUCCGCAUGCUUAAGCACCAGGCAAGCCUUUUUGAGGCGAGGAACGACCUUGUCGAAGCCUCGCUGUACCUCGUCAAUGCGGCGCUCCUCGAUCCCAGUGAGUCCGCGUGGCGCGGCGCCGUGGCAGCGCUGCCACCCACGAAGCGGUACGUCGACGUUCUAUUCGACGAUCUAGCGGCCACUCCGCCUGGACGCCCUCUGCCUUCGGACAAGCUUGCCACGUUCGCGGCCGCUCUGGACAAGCACAUCUCUGUCAGCCUGCUGCGCCGCGGGCAGAGCUUACUCGCCGAGACGCCGCCGGGUGAGCGCCCGGCCGCAUUCUCCGAUUUCUCUGGGGCGAAGCGGCGCGUGAGCGAGGCGCUCAUGCGCUCGCACCAGACGCCCGAGGCUCGCUUCUUCGACCACAUGCACCUUGCGGUCCACGUGCUCCUCGGGUCGUGCAGCCGACGAAGGGGUAGGCCCAACUGUUGCAUUCCAUGGUGA
Molecule: messenger RNA, 825 nt
Organism: Emiliania huxleyi CCMP1516
Lineage: Eukaryota; Haptophyta; Isochrysidales; Noelaerhabdaceae
Exons: 2
Coding region: 1-825 (274 amino acids)
Source: RefSeq, a predicted model, not a curated record